AGACCAUCGGCUGAUCGGAUUGUCGGGAAGAUCUGAAAGUUGCUUCUUCGACGUCACACUUUUUGUGUUGGAACACGGCUCGAUUGAUAGAUAGACAACGCAAAACCCGCCAUGGACAAGAUCCCGCUCAACUACGAGGCGUCCGAGGGCGACACGCACAAGCGCCAGACGAGCACUUUGCCCACCGAGGUGGUUCAAUGCCUCGAGAAUGCCCGAUUUCUUCACCUGGCCACGUGCACGGAUAACGUGCCCAACGUGUCCCUCAUGAACUACACCUACCUGCCCUCGUCGCCCUACUCCGACUCUCCCGUCAUCAUCAUGACCACCAACCCGGCCUCUCGCAAGACGACCAACAUCAUUGCCAACCCAAACGUUUCUCUCCUCGUUCACGACUGGGUCUCCCACCGCCCUCCAACCCAAGGCCGUCGCAUGUCCGGCGGCUCCCCCACCCCCGAAACCCGCUCCAGCCUCGCCACCCUCCUCCUCAACCUAAACACCUCGGCCGUGUCCAGCAUCAGCGCAACGAUAGGAGGCGCCGCGCGGAUAGCCCCCAUCGGCUCCGAGGAGGAAAAGUUUUACGUCGCGCAGCACCUCGAGAACAACACUUUUGAGGAGGAGGGCACGCCGCUGUUCCAGCCGGUGUCCAACACCCCGGAUAACAGCAACCGCGGCGAGAAUGAUCCGAGCGGGCAUUUCGUGGCUGGGGAGGAGGUGCGUGUCAUUGUGGUCGAUAUCCGGAAUGUGAGGAUUAGCGAUUGGAAGGGCACGGUGAGGGAUUGGGAGUUGACGGCGGAUGCGCCGCUGCUUAACGGAGGUGCUUGAUAGGUAGGCUGGUUGGCAUGAGGGUGUUUUGUCAAGGUUGUAUUUUAUAUGUUUUUAUUUGUUAUUAGAGGCGCGGCUUGGCAUCCAAAAUGGGCAUAACAAACAUUGAUAGUAUAUGAGGGAAAGAAAAAGAGUAUUUGUAUUCAUCCCAACUAGUUAUCCAUAAAGGAGUAAAUCCUCAUUUAUAGGCAUCAUCAUUCCCAUGACAGUUGAAGCAAAUAGAAGCAGUGAAAGCCAAAAAAAAAAAAAAAAUUGUUAUUCUUUCCGGGCAGAAACAAUCCUAGCCCCAUUCUGUAAAGCGCUAUUCAGCACGCGAGGUUUCUGUCAUGGCCUCAAGCUUACGAGGGCAUCUCUUCUUACUUUUUAAAAAUACAAAACUUGUUGCACAGACAAUAACCUGCCAGCCUCUCGUGUAUAAGUCUUCUCCAAUCCGAAUAACCGAACCAAUCCACUAAUUUCUGCCAUAGUAAUACAAUUUGGUUGAUGCAUAAUCGAACAUCGCUCGUCCAUACCAAUCUAUAUUAGAAAAAAAAUGUCGCUUCUACCUCGCCAGUCCGUACCCUAAACGCCAAAUUAUAGGUAUAUAUCUCAGUAAAAAAGCAAAGAGAAGAGGAAGCAGAGGAUGGGUAAGAAAGAAAAGAAAAAGCAAUCUCGUGUCUCAUGAUGGUCCCUCAGCUGAGGUGACAAUGUUUAAUUCAAUGUUGCCCACUCGAUGACCUCGAGUGCCAUCAUGACAAGGAACAGUGUAGAGGGAAGGAUCCAGAUAACAUAGCUCUGAAACAGGAUUCUUCCCAUGGUCUGCUCAUACACAUUGUUGAUUUGGCAUAUUUGCGCAAGCUGAAGCGCACUAGGUGCACCGGUAAGAAGGAAGCAUACGACGAUGAAGAUGGGAUCAUCUAGAAUG
Trichoderma atroviride IMI 206040 is the source of this 1726-nucleotide messenger RNA. RefSeq lists its product as uncharacterized. The record is from RefSeq and is a predicted model, not a curated record. Gene Ontology annotation, cellular component: nucleus; cytoplasm. Lineage: Eukaryota; Fungi; Ascomycota; Sordariomycetes; Hypocreales; Hypocreaceae.